CCCGGGGAGCCGCGGCCGACUGUGCUUCGGCGCUUCGGCAGCAGCGUCCGCGGCUGCGGUGGGCGCGCGCGGUUACCCCCGGCAGCCCCAGCCGCCCGCGGCAGCACCGUCGCCUCGGCCGCCCGAGCGGGCUGCGGGCACCUGGGGGCGGGCUGGGGGGCGCCGGCGGCGGCAGGAGGCGCUGUAGCCAGGGCUGCGGCGCGGGUCCCUUGGCGGCCGCAGGAGGGAGCGGGGCAGGCGCGGUGGGCCCGGCCCCUCCUCCGACUCCUGCGCCGCCGCCUCCCGCCGGGCUCGACCGGCGCCCGCCGUCCCCGCAGCGCCGUUCCGCGCCCGCCGCCCCGAGCGCCCGCGCGCGGGGCUGGCGGGGGCCUCGGCGGGGGAGCGGACGCGCGGGGCCAUGGUCGUGGCCCCUUGACGGGCCGCGGCCGCCUCCAUGAAGCGGAAGAGCGAGCGGCGGCCGAGCUGGGCCGCCGCGCCCCCCUGCUCCCGGCACUGCUCAGCGUCCUCGCAGGGAGUGAAGAAGAGCCGCAGCUCCACGUCGCAGGAACUGCACCGCCUGGACCACCAGGACGACCUGUACCUAGACAUCACCGCUUUUCAUGGAUACUGCUCCAACAAAGAUCGCCUUUGUUUUGCCAUUCUCUACAGCAGACCAAAGAGUUCAUCAAAUGUACAUUAUUUCAGCAUAGAUAAUGAACUUGAAUAUGAGAACUUCUACGCAGAUUUUGGACCACUCAAUUUGGCAAUGGUUUACAGAUACUGUUGCAAGAUAAAUAAGAAAUUAAAGUCCAUCACAAUGAUGAGGAAGAAAAUUAUUCAUUUUACUGGCUCUGAUCAGAGAAAACAAGCGAAUGCUGCUUUCCUUAUUGGAUGUUAUAUGGUUAUAUAUUUGGGGAGAGCUCCAGAAGAAGCAUAUAGAAUAUUAAUGUGUGAAGAUACAUCCUAUAUCCCUUUCAGAGAUGCUGCCUAUGGAAGUUGCAAUUUCUACAUUACACUUCUCGACUGUUUUCAUGCAGUAAAGAAGGCAAUGCAGUAUGACUUCCUUAAUUUCAACUCAUUUAACCUUGAUGAAUAUGAACACUAUGAAAAAGCAGAAAAUGGAGAUUUAAAUUGGAUAAUACCAGACCGAUUUAUUGCCUUCUGUGGACCUCAUUCAAGAACCAGACUUGAAAGCGCAUCUGGUGAAUUUCUUUAUGUAGGUUACCACCAACAUUCUCCCGAGGCUUAUAUUUCAUAUUUUAAGAAUCACAACGUUACUACCAUUAUUCGUCUGAAUAAAAGGAUGUAUGAUGCCAAACGCUUUACAAAUGCUGGUUUCGAUCACUAUGAUCUUUUCUUUGCGGAUGGUAGCACCCCUACUGAUGCCAUCGUCAAAGAAUUUCUGGAUAUUUGUGAAAAUGCAGAGGGUGCCAUUGCAGUACAUUGUAAAGCUGGCCUUGGACGAACAGGCACUCUAAUAGCCUGCUACAUCAUGAAGCAUUACAGGAUGACAGCAGCUGAAACCAUUGCUUGGGUCAGAAUCUGCAGACCUGGCUCAGUGAUUGGACCACAGCAACAAUUUUUGGUGAUGAAACAAGCAAGCCUCUGGUUGGACGGUGACUAUUUUCGUCAAAAGUUAAGGGGACAGGAGAAUGGAAAACACAGAGCAGCUGUCUCAAAACUCCUCUUGGCUGUUGAUGACAUUUCAAUCAAUGGGGUCGAGAAUCAAGAAAAGCAAGAACCUGAACUGUACAGUGAUGAUGACGAAAUCCAUGGAGUGACACAAGGUGAUAGACUGCGGGCCCUGAAAAGCAGAAGACAGUCAAAAACAAACGCUAUUCCCCUCACAGUAAUUCUUCAGUCCAGUGUUCAGAGCUGUAAAACAUCUGAACCUAACAUUUCUGGCAGUGCAGGCAUUACUAAAAGAACCACCAGAUCUGCUUCAAGAAAAAGCAGUUUUAAAAGAGGUGGUUCUCAACAUUGGAAAUGGUGGUCUCGGGGUCAGAUUAUGGGAAAAUUGAGAGGGUUGUACUCAAUACAUUUUUGUAUUUCCAUAGCUCUCUGUUAGGCUUGGAGGAAAUUUUUUUGUUUAUCAGAUACAGCAAAAUUGUUGGAGAAUUAGCUGCAAAUAAGUGUGAUGGUGGGAUAUGAGAACACCAGUGAGUCUGGAAUCCUUCUUUACCUAGGGCCUGGUCUCUUGGCCACAGUACACACCCAGGGGGGUUUAUGCUUUCACCUGGAGCCCAGCAUCUUCCUUUCCUUCAUUAUUACAGGCUAUGACAAGAAAAUGCACGCGUUCCAUGACCAAAUCCAUUGCUCAUUAUUUUUUUGGUGGUUAAUCAUGAACUGAAAGCAGACAUUUCACUUUUAGCAUAUUCCAGGAGCACUCCCCUUUUGAAGGAAGAGCAAAUAACCUACUUACUGUCAUCUCAGGAGGGGAAGGCAGGUGCCCUUUUUGUGUUUGUGCAUCUUUGCCUGGUGUUGACAACACCUGUGGUCCUGUGCUCAUGGCCCAGUGCCUCUCUUAUAACAGACCACAAGCGGCCUGAAGAUAGUUUGAACCAGACUUUAAAGCAUCCUUCACGAUUUUCCUUGCUUCUUGUUUAACUUUCUGCCCUCAUAUCUUUGAGGCUGUGGGAUGGCUGAGUUAGUCUUCGGGGCAGGUUUCGGCAGCCUGCAUCCUGAGGGACUUGCUAAUCCUGAGGGACUAGCUCUCCCACAGGGAGAGCUCUGUGUGUGCGUGUGUGUGUUUUGUUUUUUUAAGGAAUUGUUUAGUUCUGCCAUUCCCCCCCUCUGCUCAUUCUUUCAUUAUAAUUUCACUACAUAUAUUUACUUACACAAGAAUGUGAUAGGGCCUUAGUUCAAGUAGUUGAAGACACCAAUUCAUAAUUUGGGGAUUUUGAAUUUUUCAUUGAAAGGUAUCAAAUAUUCAUAAAUUUUUUAUUCUCUAAUUCCAUUUGAAAAGAAUAUUAGAGAAAUACUGACAGAAAGUCAAAGAUUUAGGUACAUUAUAACAUAAUACCAAUAUGGUAUUUAUAACAGUGAGGAAGAGGAGAUGGGCUGAAGAUUGUUGAAUUAUGCCAAGUGAAUCAAGAGUCAUGUUUUUAAAGAAAACUUAAUGGCCUGGAUAAAUGCUCAUGAAGCAAUAAGUGAAAAGAGCUACACAUAAAAAUUAUGAAAUAUUACUCUAGUUUUGUAAAAGUACAAUAUACUUUAUGUAUAGAAAUGUAUACAUCUACAAAUAUAUGUAUAUGCUUAUACAUAUAUUUAUGUAUAAUAUGUAAGUUUAUGUGUAUUAUACAUAUAUUUAAAUAUUUAUAUAUACAUACAUUUCUAUGCAUGUAUGGAAAUAAUGUAAUGGAAAAAUAUGCUGUAUUAUUAACAGUUCUUCUAUCUGGUAGGACAGUUAGGGAGUUUUACUUUUUUAUCAUUUUCUUUUUCUCCAAAUUUUUUACAAUAAGUAGGGGGAAAUGGGAGCAUUUUAACUUUGACAUUUUAGGUGACUUAAACUAUCAAAAACUCAAAUAAAAAGCCUGCAGUUGGGACUAGUUAGACAUGUUUUGAAUGAACUUUUUUUUUUAGGUAUAAUUACUCAGGCUUCCAUUACAGUUGAGUAUGUCUUGCACAUUUAAAUCUGCUUUCUGCUUUUCUGGAUUGUGCUCUUCAGGCCACAGAGGAAUAGAGUCCAGGAGCCGGGACCACGCAUGCCCAGUCACACCAUGUUCCUCUGAGGGGUGUGGCCCUGCGGCAGUUUUUCCAUCUAGGUCUUGUCUAGUGAUCUAAACUUGUGCUUCUCAGCAGAGGUGGUUCCUGAUUGCAGUGAGCAUCUGCCUGAGGUCCGUGCACCGGAUGCUUUGAGGGGUUGAAAGUAGAAUUCAGACUGAAUACACUUGACUGAAUUUUGAAAUGACUCAAAGCAGUUUCCAGGCAUUUGGGAUAGUGCCAAAAGCCAAAAGGCUUCUUCUGAAUUCUCAGAGUGGACUUUCAGAGAUUGGGAAGGAUGAAGAAAUAAACCAAUGAGAGAGAAUUGAGUUUUGAGUGUGUUUCCCACCUCCCUUCACGCAGGGUCUCCUUGGCCUCUUUUGGGUCUUUGACCUGUGUUCACAUCACCUUAACUGUGAGCCACCUAUAGCUCAUGAAAUGAAGGCAAAUACGUUAUGUACAGGUUCCAUUUCCUGCUUCUAGGAAAUAGAGUUGAUAUAGCCAAGCUGUAGCCUGCAGCUUUUAUCCUACUGAAUAGUAUUCAUUUUUCAUUGAAAAGUAAUGAGGGAAUUGACACAUUUGUGCAUAGUCUGAUUCAGGACAAAGCAAUAUAAGAUUGUUGAGUAAAGUAUUGAAUUGAAAACUUUGCUUUAGACAGCAAUACAAGGAAAUGAACCUAGUAUACCUUUCAGUAUAAAAUAAAUACCUCCAAGGCACCAGCGUUGCCUGUCUGCUGUUACCCCACCUCGGAAGCCUUCUCUUUGCAGGUCGAUGUUCACACAUGAUCGUCCUCGUCCUAUCUGUCCUGCCAUCGGAACUUGACCUUUCAUGCCCAUGUUCUGUUCCCUUCCUAGAGGCUUCCGGGAUGAAGACCUUACCUAAGCUCACUUUCCACUGAUUUGGCUCUUUCGAUUUUUGACAGUUUACUGAGAGGCUGUACGACUUGGGACAACUUUUCCACAAACCCAUUAAAAGAGUGGUUAUUUGGAGGCUGAAAAACUAGGUGGUGUCAUAAAUCUUUGCUGCGGGGAGGAAAUGCCCCCAUGUUUCUCUCCUGGCAGAUGCUCAUUCCCUCUUGUACCCAUUGAACACAAGCCUCAUCUGAGCCUUACUCCUGGGUGCUAGGCUCUGCUAUGGCCCAGCGUUCAGUUCAGGCCUGGAGCGCUGGAGUGUGUGGUGGUAGAUGGAGCACACUGACCCUCAGGGCAGAGAGUGUUCCAUGUGGCACCUUCCUCAUGCCCUUUCUCACGUCUGAAGAAGUAAAUCAAUGGGCUUCCACCUCUCCCAAUUGCUGUUAGAGCUAUAAAUCAUUCUGCUGUUUCUCUUUUAAGAAUUACUAAAUCCAUUGGAGAAUUGAACUGUUUUCCAGUUCUUUCUUUCGGACGAGCUCUCUUAGAGUCUUGAAAGUUCCAUCAUUGUGCCUCUGAUUGAGGACCUGCAGUCACCUCAUGGGGUACAAUCCAGUUCAGUUCAUGUCUUGACCCAACAUACGUACCAUCAAGUGCAUGUUUCUAUAAGCAUAUGCUAUUUCCUUGGAGGAGUCCUUUUUUUCUUUCCUUCAUUUUCUGAGAAAAUGGUCAUGGGACAAGUGAUUUUUUUUUUUUUUCCAAGUUAUGUCAUUGGGAACCAUCACUUUCUGUUCCACCUGUCAAACCAACCUAAUGUUCAUGGCUUUUGAGGUAUUUUGCAGCUAAUUAUCCAUAUCGUGGGGGAAGAUAAAUGCUCAGGGUGCCUUCCUUGGCCUCUAAAAACGUGAGUGUUUCCAUGAGCCCUUCUGUUGGGAGUACCACAUUCAGGACUUCUUGGGCUUUUGAAGUCUGCUCAUUUGUGACUUGUCAUCAUCAUGCCUGCCACUGCUUCUUGUCUCUUACAGUCUCAGAUCUCAGUGUCCAUUCCACCAAUUCUGGGCUCCUGUCUUUUUGUUACGGUCAUUAUCUCUGAAAGUGCAUCUACCUAGAAGCACCAGAAUGUUGUUGCUAAAUAUCCUUUUAAAAAAAAUGUCGGUUUCCUCUGAUCUUCUAAGAUACUGAUUCCCCUUUGAAAUUCCAGACAUUUCAACACUUGGGUGCACCAGUUGACCUGGACCCUUAUAGAAACGCAGUGUUCCAUUGGGGUCUCCAGAGACUAAGUGAUGGAUUCAGACAAGCUACUCUCCUAGAGCGCCAUCAGCACCCAGUGAGGGCACCUCCGGAUGAGAACUGGCUUCUCUGACUCUACCCGUUGCUUAGUUUCUUCUCUGAAAGUUGCUGUUGAGUUCAAAGUUGACAGAAUAAAAUGGGGAGGAUAGAAGGGAGGUGGGGUGACAGUCCAGGUCAGUUUCCAAUGGCAGGAUGGCUUUUCCUGGGGCAGAGGGGGUGGGGGGGCGCCCUGCUGGCAGCUGGCCCGAGCUCCACUGGAAACUGCUUGAGGGGCCAGAGCUUUUUCUGUGACCGAAUUCUCGCUUUGGAAAUAAUCAAGUAACACUUCUUUAUCUUUUCAUUCUUUCCACCUUUCCCACAGCCUGAUUCCUCAGAGGGAAGGAAGGAAAAGGAAUGCUUUGCAACAAAUGCCCUUAAUGGCAUUAUGGUACUCGCAUUGCUCUGCUGCUUCUGCCCACCCUUCCUGUUUUCUUUGUUUUUAUUUUUAUUUUUUAUUUUUUUGCAGAACUGAACCUUUUUCUGCUCUGCCUUUCUCUCCCGUUUGUCUUUACUUUAUGGUUGGUACUGUACUGUCUUUUCCAAAAUACUUGUCAUUAAAAAAAUUAUACAAAGUGUA
Lutra lutra (Eurasian river otter) is the source of this 6435-nucleotide messenger RNA. RefSeq names its product cell division cycle 14B (gene CDC14B). The coding region runs from base 434 to 2047 and encodes 537 amino acids. The transcript has 15 exons. Gene Ontology annotation, molecular function: protein tyrosine/serine/threonine phosphatase activity; protein serine/threonine phosphatase activity. Gene Ontology annotation, cellular component: centrosome; mitotic spindle; spindle pole. Lineage: Eukaryota; Metazoa; Chordata; Mammalia; Carnivora; Mustelidae. The record is from RefSeq and is a predicted model, not a curated record. Gene Ontology annotation, biological process: positive regulation of cytokinesis; microtubule cytoskeleton organization; cilium assembly.